AUGUGUGCAGAUCAAUGAGAUGAGGUUACAGGUUGGCUUGGCCCCAAUCGACCAGCAUGGUGCUGUUAUCGAUCGAGACCAUUUCAUGACGCUUCCAGUUCCCUCGCUGCUAGCAAGUGGCUUCUGUUGUUAUGCGCAAUUCUGGACUUGCGCAAGCGUACGCCGUUGGUUUCCAUUGUGGAUAUGUACUCUCCGCGUUGAGUAUGCAAGUCAAAGAUGCAUUCGAUCAAGGCAUUCAAUCUUUCAAGAAGUCCGGUAUGAAGUUCAAUAACAUAGCGAAGGCGAACCUGGUAUGGGUGAAAGCGCAUCCGUAUAUCCUCGGCAUCGUCGGAUUCGAGGCUAGUGGUAUUGUUGCAGGGAGCAUAGCCGCGGGCGUCCAGGCCGGCAUUGGCAGCGUCGCAGCUGGCUCAGCUGUCACAGUUCUCACAAACGCAGAAAUAGGCGGCUAUGGUGCAAUCAUCGUUUUUGAUAUGGCUUGGGCGGUGCCAGCUUCCAUACUAAGCGCGAUUCAGGGCGGCGACAACAACGAUGAUGACGGAGAUGGCGACGAAGCGAGCGAGGGCAGGUCAAGGAGGAGUAGAUCUCAAGUGGACAGUUGGCGAGGGUGA
This is a messenger RNA of Macroventuria anomochaeta, 608 nucleotides long. RefSeq lists its product as uncharacterized. The record is from RefSeq and is a predicted model, not a curated record. The transcript is spliced from 3 exons. Bases 132 to 608 code for a protein of 158 amino acids. NCBI's taxonomy places the organism in Eukaryota, Fungi, Ascomycota, Dothideomycetes, Pleosporales, Didymellaceae. Gene Ontology annotation, cellular component: membrane.